Molecule: messenger RNA, 2087 nt
Organism: Lingula anatina
Lineage: Eukaryota; Metazoa; Brachiopoda; Lingulata; Lingulida; Lingulidae
Product: cysteinyl leukotriene receptor 2-like
Biological process (GO): G protein-coupled receptor signaling pathway
Cellular component (GO): plasma membrane
Molecular function (GO): G protein-coupled receptor activity
Source: RefSeq, a predicted model, not a curated record
UCUAUCCUACAACUAAUCCAUUCGCUGGAAUCAAAAAUCAUUCUUGUGUGAUUAAUUGAUCGCGGUUAACACGUUCACCUGUGUGGCUUAAACAAACGCUGUGCAUGAAUAUAUAUUAUUACGGUCGACAUUUAACUGCUUCUUGCACGAGAUUCUACCAGCACAGAAGUAUGAAGAUUUGGUUUGUUGAUCACCCAGUUCUUCUCGCGCUGUAAAAUCUCCUCGGGUCCAAUAACAAGGAUUUGGUCACAAAGGGACGCCGUGGCUAAGGAAGUGAUGCGCACCGUACUUUAACAUCUUAUCUCACUCACGCAUUACACAACCCGAAUGGGGAGCAUCGACCAGUUUUUCGAGAGCCUCGGGAAAGAAGAAUUCCAUCCUUUGUCCAACACAUCUCUGGGAAACUUUACUGGCAUCAACCAGACACUGAAGGGAAAUGAAAGUAUCAUUUUAUUUCCCCCGGGGACCUCAGACCCCCUUAUACUCACAGUGGGCCAGAAGUUCUAUGCUGUCGUCACUCCUAUCAUCAUAGGCAUAGGAUUGUGCGGAAAUAUUCUCUCUUUCAAUGUCUUUGUCAGCAAGAGCAUGCGGAGUCUCUCAGCUAGCUGCUACCUUGCUGCCCUCUCUCUCUCGGACAUCCUGGUACUUCUCAUCUACGUGCUUCUUGAUUGGCUGACCCGUGGACUGGCAUUUCUCACCGGAAGUUACGCAGCCGGUCACAUCCUGUCCCGAAAUGGCGUGUGCCACAUGUUUCUUUACUUCAGUUACGUCAUGCGGUUCAUGUCAGUAUGGCUGAUCGUAGCGUUCACAAUUGAGCGUUACAUAGGCGUGUGCAGGCCGCUGCUUAGGUUACGCAUGUGCACGCGCAGCUACGCCCGAAAGACCAUCACGAUAUACGUCAUCGCUGCGUUCAUCCUGUCUCUGUACAAGCCUGUCUUGAGCGGAGUGUACGAAGUUAACAAGAUAACGAAAGAGAAAGUCUGCACCCACAACAGUGAAUUCAAGACCCUCUCCUACGUCAUAGACAUGAUUUUCGGAAUGAGCAUCACCCUCGUGCCGUUCGUAAUAAUUAGCGUGUUGAACGUUCUAAUGGUCCGGAAGUUGGUCGCGCGCAGCCGGAACCGCAGGCGCGGAGUAUUCGGCAUGGUGCAGGUCCAAGAGAAUAAAAUCAGGAUGGAAAUGACCAUCAUUCUUCUCGGUCUCUCCACCUGUUUCGUCAUGUUAAACAUGCCGUAUUUCGUCACCUGGUGUCUGCACAUGUACAGAACCUUCCCCAGCCGCGAGACCGACGUUGACUUCCGGUACUCGCGGGGCGCUCUACACGUCACUCGGACAAUCUACUUUUUCAACUACUGUGUCAAUUUUUUCCUGUACAGCAUCUCCGGGGCAUGCUUCAGAAAAGAACUUAGAGCAUUGUUUACGUACAGGCGACUACAGCGUCGCUCCUCCAGUUUAAGAAGUAUGCGAUCUUCGAUUCUAAGAAACGAGUCCAACCAAAGAACGGACUCGGCAGAUAACACUAUUUUAUAGUCUCUACCGGGAGGAGUGCGGAAUAACAUUUUUGUAAAAUUUUAAUGUUGAAAUAAAAAACCGCAACUGACACUGAAAUAAAAACUUAUUCUACAUAUUCCUAUACUUGAUACAUGCAGGAGCAAUGGCAGUCAUUCAGACAGUUGUGCCUAUGUGAUCAUUCCUUUUUAUGUAUUAGAAUUAUAUUCAACAGUAUGCGCCCUUUGUAUGUGAGCACAGUCAAUUCGGAGGAAAGCCAAAUCAUCACAGGUGCCAGUCAUGUAGAGAUUUCAGCCAUAAAAUAACUGCCUAUUGGCCAACUGCAUUAUUGUAUCCACUGGUUAGUCCAAAUGUACACUGUACCAAGCCGCCCUAGUGCACAUACAAGCGUUUUAUUGUAACUCUUGCAAUUGGAUAAAUUUCAGUACAAAAUAAUGUCUUAGUCCAUAUCAAAACUUGCCUGGCUAUGCCAUGAAUGCAGUGUCUAUACAAUUAUAUAACAAUAAAAAGCGUUUAUGUAUCUUCUCAGCGACUAGGUUUUCAAGAACACUGCACAUUUUUGAAUUUAAGGUGGCCAC